Molecule: messenger RNA, 4206 nt
Organism: Psilocybe cubensis
Lineage: Eukaryota; Fungi; Basidiomycota; Agaricomycetes; Agaricales; Agrocybaceae
Exons: 11
Coding region: 1-4206 (1401 amino acids)
Biological process (GO): deadenylation-independent decapping of nuclear-transcribed mRNA
Cellular component (GO): P-body
Molecular function (GO): protein binding
Source: RefSeq, a predicted model, not a curated record
AUGGACAAUCGCGCCAAUUUGCAUGAAACUCUUUUCUCCAGAAACUCAACUCCCCCAGCACAGCAGCCUCUGCCCCAAUACCCUUCAGUCCGUUCGGCAGCGAGCAGUUCAACCCCCAGCAUCAUCGACACUCUCUUCCAGAACAUAACUGCUCCAGCACCUGCAGACCAUCAGCCCACUCUCCCCGAACCCCAUGCCCCGGAACCAUAUGAAUCGCCCGCAAUCAACCCCGGCUUGUUGGCCGACGAAACUGCUACCCGUUCAUCGCCCAACGCUGGCUCUGUCGCGGAAAGACAGAACGCGCUGCUCUCGCUGAUUGGUGGUCCAGCAGCUACCACCCGCCCUCCGGUAUCGCAGCAGCCGCAGCAAGGGCCAUCACAGGCGCCUCAGCAGGUCCCAACGCCCCCUGGUUCGUCGCAACGCUCGAAUGCGUCACCAUCAGGAAACGACACACAGAAAAUAUUGGAGCAGAUGAUGAGCGGAAGUUCUUCGCGGUCAACGACCUACUCAGAUACCCAAAGAACCAACACGCAACAAGCCGCGCCGUCUCCACCAUACUCUCAACGCGAUGACUACCGCAAUUUCAACCAAUAUGAACACUCCAACGAAACUUCUCCCAGAGUUCAAACUCUUCCUCAACCUGUACAACCAAUUCAACAACAGCAACCUCCUCCUCCUCCGCUUCCACAACCCGCUCAAGAUCCCCCGUCCCCACGUAGAUCGAUAUUUGAAUUUUCUUCUGUGUUUGAUCACAUUUCAACUUCUGUCAAGAAGAAGCCCGUUCCUCCCCAACCCUCCGCCAUCUCGAGUGGAAACGAAGAUUCUGGAUCUUGGACCAACGUCGUUGAUCCAAAGAGGCAAUCAGUCGAAAACUUACUAGAAAACCUCACUCGAGGUCAACCACAACAACUUCCGCCUCAACCGCCUGCUUAUGAAGCGUAUCUCAGCGGAGGUGAUUUCUCUCAGGUUGAACAGUCGUCAUCCCCUGUGCGGGCGCCUUUACCUCCGAUUCCUGCCGCUGCAAAGCCUACAGGAGUUCCUGUUCGAACUUCAUCACCUCACCCAUCACCUCCUAAAGGUCAGAUUGAUUUCCAUUCUCAACCUCAGCCUGCUAACACCAUUUCAGUUCAAGCACCAUAUUCUAGCGGACUUUCCUUCACUAGCAGCGGAAACCGACGGGACAAAGAAGGUUCUCCUGGGCCUAGAGGAGGACAGGUUCCAAAUCAAGGCCAAAAUCAGCCUCAGAACCAAAAUUCGAAUUACAAUGCAAGACAGAAGACUGGGGCAAAAUAUAAAGCGCCUGUUAGUCCAAGUCCCCCCUCACAAGUUGUCAACAUUGAUGUUUCCCAAAGUUUGGAUGAUAUCCAGGCAGGGCGAGAUUCUGUCAAAUGGACACCAAUUGCCCUUGUCAAACAAGACGCCGUUUUUUUGCCUGGUACUACCAUCGGCGCUACUCAUUGGGUAGCCUAUGCCAUGACCAGAGGUCGCGUCCGGGUUAUCUCUCGAUCUAGUGGGGAUAGAACUCUGCUCCAAUUAUCCCAGAUAUUUUCCCCCACUGCAAGUGUUAUUGAUAUGGCGGUCUUUGGUAACAGGUUAGCGGGGGUUACCUCUGACGGUGGUUUUGUGGUUUGGGAGCUACCAGAGGUCAUCACUGAUGAUGUUCCUGGUCAUCUUUUGCUAUGUGUUCCACCGACCACUGACCCCCAUGAUGCUAUUCGUGCAGUAAAAUGGCAUCCCAAGGACCCUAACACCUUGGCUAUUGCAGCAGAUGACAAGAUAUAUGUCAUUGACUUGACUAACACAACCGCUCUUCAUGGUCAACCUUUACCUCAUAACGAGCUUCAACACAUCGGGCACCUCUUUACCGUCUCAUCCCCUGUUGCUGCUUUUGAUUUUGACGUUGAACAUUAUGCCCUUGCUGCUAUAUCAGAAGAUUCAACGCUUGCGACCUGGAACAUGCAAGACGGCAUGGCCUACUCCGUCAACAAGAUCCGCGGUGACGAUAUACCUUCUUCUUUGACGUUUGUAGAGGGUGGAAUUGUCGUAGGCAGGAAGAGCGGUACCAUUUUCCAACUCUUGUCUGCAACGACGAAGACUGUCUUGUCCACAGUCAACUUUAUUAAUUCUAGUCAUCAAGACGACGCUGACAUGUUUGGUCAUGUCAGUUAUGAUUCACGCAUCCAAACGCUAUGGGUAGCCAAUAGCCGCCGUGAUAGUUUAUUUGCGAUGAAAGUUCGCUUUGAGAAUGCGUACAUUGGCGACGAAGAAAAUUUGCGCGGGUACAUUGACCAAGUGGUGGAGUUCAGUGGUAUCAAACCCACCAUCCACUUUGUCAUCUUGACUGCGGACGCUGACCCUCACGGAGAUGAAGCUCACGCAGCUUGUAUAGCCGCUAAAGUCAUUCCAGGAGAGUUGGCUCUCGUCGGCUUUUCGGUGCAUUCUACUGGCGUGGACCAAAUUCUUAUCCGUAGGGAAUGGUUCGAGGCUGCUCUCAUCGAUGCCAGGAGCAAGCUCCCUGGUAUCACCUUCCCACAAAGUCACGCUCCCGAUAAAACCCAACGUCAGCCUCUGCCUUCCGUUCCUUCUUCCGCUAUUCAGGCACCACCCAAUAUUGGAACCUUUGCCCCGGCCCGAAAUCAUACCCCGACAUCAGACGAUGUUGAAAAUGAAUUCUCAGAAGCGCGGCUCUCGGAUGCGAAGAGCAAAGGCGGCGCUAAAGGCAAAAACGUUAAUUGGAAAGAGAAAGAGGAUGCUGGGAAAGGCCAGGAAAAAGCGUCAAAGCCCACCGAUGCUGCUAUCAUCAACGAUUCGUCUCUUGGUCAGGCACUGUCCAAGGAAAUCAAGAAGACAGAGGAGAAUCUGCACAGUCGCAUUGGAAAGCUGAUCAGCAAAGAAAUGGAUAAGCAACACCAACGAUUUGAGGAGACUCGUCUACAUGAACAAGCAGAGGACUUCGCACGGCAGGAAAAGAUCUUGAAGCUUAUUUCGACUGAGCUGACGCGAAAUACAACCCGCGUCGUUGAAAUGGCUGUUAAGAACGAAAUCCAAAAUUCUGUGUUGCCGUCGCUGGAGACUAUCACCAGGAAUGAAGUCAAGAGCGCUCUCAAUGAUCAGAUUAACGUCGGUUUAAUCGACGCCAUUAACAGGAGCUUACCAGUCGAAAUGGAAAAAUUGCUUCUACGUCCGAAUAUCUCUAAUCAUUUUGCCAAUGUUAUCUCUACAACAUUGACGCCGAUGAUUGAGAGGAAUAUUAAGGAAGUCUUUUCAGCCAACUUUUUCCAAUUCCACUCUCAACAAACCACGGCAAUGCACCAAGACCUUCUUCGCGAGUUAAGGAGCGAGAUUUCGACUAUCAAGACCGACUUAAACAAAUGGCACAACGAACAAUUGAGGGGACAGGAGAAUACCAUUCGUGACCUGGAGCACACUGUCCGCACAAUGGCCGAGCAAAUGAAGUUUUUGAGCAUGAGUGGACCCCAAGCUCUUCAUCACAUCCAACCACCACCUCAACAGGUACAGGGCUCUUCAGGAGGGCAACCUGUUGGGCCACAACAGCCUACCAUGAACACUUCACAUCUCCGUCAACCUAACAUUCCUCCUUCCAAUCCACCCGUCGCUCCAUACCAACAGCAACACCCCCCAUUCCAACCUGCUCCUCCACCCCAAGCGCAGCCUCAGAUGCAUCAAACCUGGUAUAACAGCAUAGCUGCCCCACAGCCUUCGCAUCCCGCCCAGCUGCCUCAGGCUCCAGUCUCCCAGUCUCAGCAAGAGCGCACUCCUCCUCCUAAACCCGACCAAUGGGACGAAAGCUAUCUCGGAGUUCUUCACUCCCAGGAUCCUAACAAACUUCGAGAGCUGCUGUCGCGAACCAAUCCAGAUUUGGUCUUCCCUCUCAACGGCACUCCUUUAGUGUCCCAGGCAGUUAUUUUAACACUUGUUCACAGACUCUCUACGGUCGUUGGCGAGGUUGCUCCGAAUGACGAAACGUUCAAGUCUUCUUUGUGGUGGCUUCAACGGGUUGCCAGCCUCCUUCGCCCUGAUGACAAGCUCAUUGCCGAUUUCAUUCCUCGAGUUGUUCCCACUGUUCAGCAAUCUCUGAACACAACGAAACAACGUCUGGCCAUUUUGCCUGGUGGGUUAGGUACAAUCGAAGCUGCACGGCAACUGUCAGACAUCCAGGAGAGUCUACGCCGCAAGAUCGCCUAA